AUGUCGGUGCUGACAGCUUUUGGGAAGCUCCCGACGCUUAACUCCGCUACCAUUUUGUUGGUGGGGGUAAAUGAUAUUUUACAGCAGCAGUUAGCAGAAGCCAUCCUUAAGGAAAAACAAGAUUUCAACAUAAAUAUCCACUUGACAACCUCUCUCCCUUUACCUGCGGAGAGAGAUCACAUCCGCCCUCGGAUUGAUCUGAUUGUCUUUAUAAUAAACAUUCAAAGCAAAUACAGUUUUAAGGAUAUUGAAGCAUCAUUGAUACAUGUAGAUGCCAACUUUUUCCUUGGAAAAGUGUGCUUUCUGGCUGUGGGUGUUGGUAGAAUGCAUCAAAUCAGUGUGGAUAUGAAUGCUGUCUUGAAGUUGGCAGAUCGGUACUGUAGCCCUGUUCUGUUCUGUGAGCUAGAAUGUGAGAAGAUCAGAAUUACCACAGCUCAGAGGUUGCUCCGGAUGCUGCAAAUAUGUGCUGGCCACAUGCCAGGGAUAUCUGCUCUCUCCUUUAGUUCUUUAAUGAAAAGUUCCAUGGAUGACUCCAGCUUCAUGGCAUAAAACCUUUUUUAGUUUUGUUUUCAAAACAGUUUCUGAAUGAACUGAAUGUUUCAGCUAUUUUAAAAGGAAGCAACAUCACAUUUAGAACUUAGAGCUCAUAAUGACACAUGCCUCUCUCUCAGAAGCAUGGUUUAAAUUAUAUAUUUAAUUCAGGACAGGGGCAUUAGACGUGAACAUUAGGUAACUUGAAAGCAGCCGAACUGGUCCCAGGAAUGACCACCUAUUUGUUUGCUUUCUAGAAGAGCAUCCUGUUUUCCCACAUGUAGGUUUGGCUUAAAGGGGAUAUCAAAUGUGUGUUGAGAAAGCCCCCUAUAGAGAAAGCAAUCACAUGACCACAAGAUGGGCACAAGUGAGGCAGGUAAAUGUAAAGCCAUUCUGAGUCCCAGAGCUAACUGGGUAGGCCUUUUAAUUUCAGAAGCACAGUUGUGGGUUGGCAGCUCCAGUUAGAAAGAAGAGGCUGCCAUUAGAGGACUUGAG
Molecule: messenger RNA, 1026 nt
Organism: Varanus komodoensis (Komodo dragon)
Lineage: Eukaryota; Metazoa; Chordata; Lepidosauria; Squamata; Varanidae
Gene: CENPM
Product: centromere protein M
Exons: 6
Coding region: 1-549 (182 amino acids)
Source: RefSeq, a predicted model, not a curated record